AUGGGAGAAGAACUCAUGCUGAGUCCCCAGCUGGAAGAAGAGUCACUUCCCCACUACGAGAGGAAGAAGUCAGCAAAUCUUCAUUAGCAGCAGGAAACUAGGAAGUGAGCGUACAGAAUUGUCUUUUGGAUAAAGGCCACUGCAGCAGCAAGAGCACCAUGAACAAAGCUCAUGCAAAGAACAACCCUUCAGCUGAAGUGUACAAGGAAGAACCGCCAGGCAGCCGCCGCAAAAUCGAGCGCUUUGAUAUCCCCUUGGAAGAUCUGAGGAGCCGAUUUGAGCCACCUGCUGCUGGAGGAAGGAAGGAAGUAGAAAUUGAGAGAAGUUUGCGAUCACCACCGGCAUUUAAAAAUCAGCCUGGGAGCCAUUCCAUCAUUCCCGUUAAAGACCCAGAAGCGAGAGGUGGCAAAACAGUUUUUGACAAGAUGUCAUCGGAAAAUGCUCAGAACAACAACUCUGAAGCUUCUACAGUCAGUCGAAAAUCUUUAAGUGGACGUUCAGAAGGCGGGACUAACCGGAGUGUGAAGGUGUCCUUGGAGUUUCAAGAGGUCGUCCCACUAAAGGAAAGGAUGGCUAUGUACCAGGCAGCAGUGUCCAAGAUGGAGGUCAGCAACUCCUCUGCUAAUGCCCUGGAGGAAUCAGAGGCUUGCAGGAUACCUGGAGGCCUGGCAAGUGUGAAGAACCAAUUUGAAAAAGGAGAAAGUGUCUCAUCACAGAAUGCUCAGUUCCAGCACAAGUCUGUACAGAAAGUGACAAGUCGAAGCCAAGCCAAGAUAUCAAGCAGUAGCACAGAAACCAAAGUCAAUGAAGUGUCUUCUAAAGAAACACAGCAGGAGACCUUUCAAUCAGAAAUGGUUUCUCAUCAAGAACAGACUUCCUUUGAGGCUCAGAAAGCUUCUAAUGUCACUCAACAUGUUAAUGAAACAGUGGUCAAUGCAGCUGUGAAUGAGGAGGUUCCUGUGGUUUCUACACAAUCUUUAAAACAGCACUUUGAAAAAUCAGCCCAGGGAAAGAUGUUUCAUUCUGGGAGAGAGAGUGGAACGCCUCCAAAGCAGAUCAAGAUUGAACAUGAGUAUCAAGAAAUGGUCUGGCCUUCUGCACCCUGUGCCCCUUCCACUGAAGCUGUUUCUACAAGUAGACAACAAGAAAUGUAUAUGGAGAGGAGAACAGAGUACGCAUCUGCUGCUUCAACUGCAGCCUACAGCAACUCUUCUAAGUAUGGGAGUACAGAGGAAUUUCCUCCCCCACCAUCUCCAGACUUACUACAGGCUACAUCUGAAAGUACAGAGUUUUCCCAGUCCCCUGAAUCCUCUCCCUCUCCAUCAAAACAUGCUCUUCCCAAAGAUUUGUAUUCCAAGCAAAGAAAUAUCUAUGAAUUGAAGCGUUUAUACAAACACAUUCACCCAGAACUGAGAAAGAAUUUAGAAAAAGAUUACUUCAAUGACAUUUCUGAGAUAGUCUCUAGUGACGUUGAAAUAACUAAUUCAGUAGCAGGAGAUGUACGUCAAGCUAAAUAUGUCUUUGAAAACACAGGAAGUAGCCCUCAAAAGUGCAUGAGCCCUGAAAGAGAAUAUUUGGAAUGGGAUGAAAUCUUAAAGGGAGAGGUUCAAUCUAUGCGGUGGAUCUUUGAGAAUCAGCCUUUGGAUUCCAUCAAAGAUGAAUCCCCAGAUCCAAACAAUGUUAAAAGCAUUGCAGAUCAAGAAAUCAUUGCAGGUGGAGAUGUAAAGUACACUACCUGGAUGUUUGAAACACAACCCAUAGAUGCGCUGGGUGCACAUUCUUCAGACAAUCCAGAAAGUACAGACAAAAUUCCUGAACUGGCUCGCGGAGAUGUCCGCACAGCCACUUGGAUGUUUGAAACUCAGCCAUUAGAUUCAAUGAAUAAAAUUCACCAUGAGAAAGAAGAAGAAUCUGAUGAAACCUCCAUUAGGGAAAUCACUGGUGGAGAUGUCAAAACAGUAAGGUAUAUGUUUGAAACACAGCAGCUGGAUAGUCUCGGACAGCUCUACUCAGUGGAUGAAGCUAAGUUGCUGCAGCUCAGAUCUGAAAUAAAGGAGAUUAAAGGUGAUGUGAAGAGAAGCAUAAGGCACUUCGAAACUCUCCCAAUGUAUGUUAUUAGAAAUAAUUCAGGCCAAAUGCUAGAGAUAAAAACAGUCCACAGAGAAGACCUUGAGAGAGGAGAUGUCAGAACAGUACGCUGGAUGUUUGAAACACAGCCUUUAGACAUGAUCAACAAAGAUUCUCUGGAAAUCAAAGUUGUCUGUGGAAUAUCCAUGGAAGAAAGUGUUAAAGGUGAAGUGGGCAGGGCAAAAUGGUUGUUUGAAACACAACCUUUAGACACUAUUAAAGAAGAGUCUGAAGAAUCCGUUGUGGAAAAAGAAGUCAUUCUAGGCACUGAUGUCUGCAGAAAAUGUUGGCUUUUUGAAACUCAGCCUCUUGAUACCCUAAAAGAAAGUGAAGAUACAAAUCCUGUAGCCACAGAAGAAAUAAUAGGAGGAGAUGUAAAUACCACUAAACACUUAUUUGAAACAUUGCCCAUGGACAUGCUCAAAGACAGCCCAGACAUUGGGAAGCUUCAAAAAAUGACUGCCACUGAGGAAGAAAAAGGGGAUGUGAGGCAUCAGAAAUGGAUUUUUGAGACUAAGCCUCUUGAACAGAUUAGAGAGGAAAGGAAAGAAUUCAUAAGAACUGUGAAACUUGAGGAAAUUGACAAGGGAGAUGUAAGCAGCUGCAAACAUGUAUUUGAAACAUGCCAGCUAAGUCAAUGUGAUGAUUCACAUAAAAUCCAUGUUGAAGGUGUAACAAGAGGUGCAGUAAAAUUAAAUCAAGCUGUUUUUGAAACAACUCCAUUAUAUGCCAUUCAGGAUAGCCUUGGGAAAUAUCAUGAAGUUAAAACAAUUAGACAAGAAGAGGUUUUAAGAGGGGAUGUCAGGAACUGCAGGUGGCUGUUUGAGACGAGACCCAUUGACCAGUUUGAUGAAAGCAUUGAGAAAAUUGAGAUCAUCAAAGGGAUAUCUUCACAAGAAGUACAGUCAGGUGAUGUGAAAACAGCUAAAUGGCUCUUUGAAACUCAGCCUCUUGACUCUAUUAAAUAUUUUAGUAAUGUGGAAGAUGAAGAAAGCAAGGAACAAACUGAAACAACUGAUAUUUUCAAGGGAGAUGUAAAAAUGUGUCGGUGGCUAUUUGAAACACAGCCAAUGGAGUCUCUGUAUGACAAAGAAGAGGCCAUGACAGAUAGUGAAGAGAUACGUAGAGGAGAUGUGAAAACAUGUACCUGGCUCUUUGAAACUCAGCCUCUUGAUGCAAUAGGGGAAGAAUCAGAGACAGCCAUAAAACUCCACACAGUUGAACAGGAGGAUAUCCAGGGUAGUGAUGUCCGGACAGCAUGUUUCCUUUUUGAAACUGAAAAUCUAGAAAAUAUACAAGGAGAAGAAGGCAAGGAGAUCAAGCGAGUUGUGGAAAUUGAUAUCCAGCCUGGAGAUGUUUCCACCAUGAAGUAUAAGUUUGAAAACCAGUCAUUAGAUUCAAUAAAUUUCAGGUCAGAGUCUGAGGAAGUUGUGAACAAAAUUAAAACCAUACACAGUGAAGACAUUCAUAAAGGGGAUGUUUUGCGUUGCUGUUGGCUUUUUGAGAAUCAGUCUAUCGAUGAAAUAACAGAGCAACAAGGGGAUAGGGCUGCAGUUAAAACUGUUACAGACAUACAGGGUGGAAAUGUGAGGAAAGGUUGUUUUAUUUUUGAAACACGUUCUUUGGACCAGAUUAAAGAGGAAUCUUCUGUAGAAGAUUUAAGCACCAAGAAAACCAUUAGUGAAGAAGAAAUAACAAGGGGAGAUGUGAAAAGUUACAGGAUGCUCUUUGAGACCCAGCCACUUUAUGCAAUUCAAGACAAAGAAGGAUAUUAUCAUGAGGUGACUACCGUUAAGAAGGAAGAGGUGAUUCAUGGAGAUGUACAUGGGACCCGAUGGCUGUUUGAAACAAAGCCCUUAGGAUCAAUAAACAAAUCAGAUAGUGUGUAUGUUAUAAAAUCUGUCACCCAGGAGGAUAUUCAGAAAGGAGAUGUUAGUUCUGUCAGAUACAGAUUUGAAACACAACCAUUGGAUACAAUUUCAGAUGAGGAAAAAUUCAUUGUACCCACAGUUGAUAAUGUUCAGGGUGGUGAUGUGAAGGCCAACAAGAAAUUAUUUGAAUCAGAAGAGCCCCAAGGAAGCAAGUAUAUAAGGACAGUGAGUGUUAGUGAAAUACAGCAAGGCAAUGUUAAGACAUCUACUUGGUUAUUUGAAACACAUACUAUAGAUGAGAUUAGAGGAGAAGGGUCAGAGUAUAAAGACAUCAAGACUGUGACAAAGGAAGAUCUGCAAGAAGGUGAUGUGGAACAUGCAGUGUGGCUUUUUGAAAACCAGCCUUUAGACUCCAUUAAAGAAACUGAUGAAAGCGAUACAAAAACAGAGAAGGAAGAAAUACCACAGGCAGAUGUAAAGACUACAACCUGGCUUUUUGAGACCACACCUUUCCAUGAAUUCAAUGAAAGAAAGGUCGAAAAGGAAGAAAUCAUAGGCAAAAGUGUGAAAGAAACUUUGAGAGAACUUUACUCUCACAAAGUUGUAGAAUCUCAUGGAAUUAUCUUAGAAGCAGAUGAAAUUGGAGAUGUCCGAAUGGCAAAAUAUAAACUGAUGAAUCAGGAGGCUCCUGAAAUACAGAAGGAAGAGAUUAUUAGAGGAGAUCUAGCCAACAUCAUGUUGAACUUGCUGUCUAAACAAAGCACUGUUGAACGGGAAACUAAAGUAAAUGAAGAUGAAAAGGGCAAUGUGAAUUUGACCAAAGAACAGCUGCUGAACAGAUCAACAGAUGUUCACAUUGAAAAAGAAGAGGUAGUAAGAGGUGAUAUACAGCAAGCUAUAAAAAAUCUGUUUAGUAAGGACAGCUCUGUAAAACGUGGAAUUUUAAUUCAGGAAAAUGAGAGAGGCGAUAUUAACAUGACAAUCUAUUCUCUCUUUCACAAAGGGGAUAGCAAUAAAACCCAGCAAGAUGAAGUGAUAGGUGGAGAUGUGAAGCGUACGAUUCACAGCCUUCUGGCUUCUGUAAUGAAUAAUGAAAUCUCAGAAAGAGCUAAAAUAGAUGAUUCCGAGAGGGGCAAUGUUCAGUUUUUCACAACAUGCAUAGAAGCUGGAGCUCUGGAUUAUCUGAAACGACUCCAGACAGGGACAAAUGAUACAUUUGCAAGGAGAAAUCAGGAAGAGGAGGUGGAGGAGGAGGAGGAGGAGGAGGAGAUAAUUGGUGGUGACGUUGAAGGCACAAAGCUGUUACUUAAGAAAAAGAAGUCUCAGAUUCAACGUACAGUUAAUGAAACUGACAUCAUCCCUGGAGAUGUGUGUAAUGCAGUUAAAAUCUUUAUGACUGAGCCAGAAAAUGCAUCUUGUCAUGUAUGCAAAGAAGAAAUUAUAAAAGGUGAUUUGAAGGCAGCUUUAAAUUCCCUCAGCCAGGCCAUAAAUCAAACAACUGUUACAGAGAAGGAAGAAAUUAUAAAAGCUGACAUCCUCGCAAUUUUGAAGUCUCUUAAAGAAUCAGCUUAUCGACUAAAAGAGACAGAAAAACCUGAUGUCAUUCCUGGUGAUAUUAAACAGGCUAUUGAAUCUCUGGAGAAAACAAUGCACAAACAAAAUGAAGUAUUCAGAGAAGAGGUUGUCUGUGGUGACCUUGAAUCCACACUAAGGUCUUUAAAAGCAGCCCAGCAAUCUUUCCAGGGAGUAGACAAAAAAGUAGUAGUCAAAGAUAUUCAGUCAUCUGUAGAGAACUUAUUUGAAGCCUCAGCAGAAAGGAAAACAAUACAAUACCAAGCAGGCACCGGUGGAGCCAUGAAAAGAACUACUGAGGUGCCGUAUGAGCCGUCAGAAAAGGUUGUCAAGAACCAAAUGAAUGUAACUGAAAGUGUACAAAAUAAUACCACAUCUCAUCAGGAACAUCAUGAAGGAAUGAAAUUUGAAAACAAGAGUUUCUUCAGUGAGGGUACCAGAGCAAUUCAUUUAGAUCAGAAACAGAGCACAAAGGCACAUGAUGCAGAUAAGAAAAAUGUGAAGUGCUUAUCUAAUGCCCAACACAAGGUCAUUGAAAAAGCAGAUAAGUCUAUGAAUAAAGUCAAAGUCCAGAACAUUGCAAAGAAAGAAGUGAAGAGUUGUACUGAUCAAUAUGUGACAGAUCAAUCAGCUUCUUGUAGGAAUGUUCAAAAGAGUGAAAGGACAGAGAAGUCAGAGUCAAGCAGAAUGCUGCAGAAAGACCAUUUAUCCAGUAUGGCACAGUCCUCAAAACAAACAGCUGGAAAGCAACAGAAUGUAGUUCAUGAAUGUAAAGAUAAAGAACGUUUUGACAUGAACAACCAAGAAGUGAUAAGAGAAAAAUCCAAAUUGUCAACAUACGAUCACAGCUCCAGUCACAGAGGUGAAGAGCAAAUGGUCCAUAUGUCAAUGGGCAUGAUUUCCAAGGUGACUGGUCAUUUUCAAAAGCAAGAGGUGCAGCAAGAUAGAAAACAAUCUCAGCAUUCAAAGGAGGUUUUGAAAGAGAAGAGAAAUAAUGUUAAGGCAAGCCAAGCUGCGGUUUCCAUGGCAUCAGAACAAAAUAUAAAAACCAAUCAAAAAGUCACAGCCAUACAGGAAAUGCACAGCCAAUUUAAAGAAGCUGAAAGGAAGCAGAAGUGUAAUGUUAUCCAGAAAAAUGAAAAAUCCAUGCUGAGGUUUAGAGGAAAGGCUAAAGUAGAAGCUGCUCAGUCAGACUUCAGAGCUCCGAUGAGCAAUCCUCUGAACCCAAACAAGGACCCUAAGAGCCCAGACAGAUCAGAAAUCGAUUCUCCGCCCCCACCUCCACCUCCUUCACCUCCACCUUCAGUUACUUCAUCUGAAGCUGACUUGCCUUUGCCACCACCUCCUCCUCUUACUCAUUUAAUGAUGGAUUCUGACAGACAAAGUUUUCAUUUACCUCCACCAGCAACAGGACAGGCUAAAACUGACUACAAUUAUUUUCCUCCACCACCCUUAACAGAAGACAAAUCUGAAAGUGAAUUGGUGUAUACCUUGCCUCAACCACCACUUCCUCAACCCUCUACUAUUCCUCAGCCAAAGCAAAAGAAAGAACAUUUCCUCAAAUAUCUAGACAAAACAUUACAACAAUCCAUUCAGCUUCAUGGCAGUGUGAAACCUGGUAGGGUCCCAUCCAUCAAGAAACAUCCUCAGAUAGAACUUUCAAAAGAGUUAGAAGCCAGCCAGCCUAAAAUGCCUCCAAAGAUUCAAGCAAGCAUUGUUCAGAUGCACAAAGAAAGUGAUAUUGCAAAAACAAUGGAAAAAGGCACAGAAAGCACAAUGAAGAGGAAUACUGUUAGCGAUGAGCAGAAAGAAGAAAGGGUCUCUACAAGACAUGAAGAGAUUAGAAGGCCUUCCUCGGUGACAGAAGUGAUCAAGAUGGACACAGCACCAAUCAAGAAAAUAAGGGCAGUUCCACUUGUGAGAUCUCCUUCUCUUCCAGCUGAGGCAACACAAAUGAAGCCUAAGCCUUACAUGCGGAAAUUUAAAACUCCGUUAAUGAUCGCAGAAGAAAAAUAUAGGCAGCAAAGGGAGCAGAUGGAGCAAAAGGAAGCCAAAGAUGUUUGUCACCUGGUUAUGAGAGGAAACAGUGACAAUCAGGGAGGCUCGAAUCAGACAGAAUCAGAAAAUGACCUGCUAGUUCCAAAACCAGAUGAACAGUAUCAAACCCCUCUGCAAGGUCCAUUGACCUCUGCAGCUCCAGAAAAGAUUAUCUCCACUGAGUCUGACUGUCAGGCAAAGCUGCAGAUUGUAGGAUUGCAGGCUGAAGAGCUGCAACCUAUGACACAUAGCAUGGCAGCACCAGCUGAACAGUCUCAGAACAUUCUGAAAGCCUCAACAGAAGAGCACAGUAGGAGAAAGGCACUGCACGAGUCACAAAAUUUUACAAAAGAAUAUGCAUCUUCUCAGAAUGUACAGAUCCAAGAAGCACAUACUAGACAUAAGACAGAGCAAUGCAAGAAUGAAGAGCACAUGCAUCUGUCCAAAAAUAAAACUAUGUCCCCUGCUUUCAAAGUUAGAACCAUCAAGCUUCCCACCUUAGAUCAACACAUACAUGAUACCCAGAGGGAUUCUGUAAUACACAAAAAACAAGAGAGAACUAGCAUUCAAAAUGUCAUCAAGCAGCAAAUGCAAGAGAAACAGAAAGAAAAUAUAAGCAGUUCUGUUCAGAAAAAUCAAAGCACUGCAAAGGCAAAUAGCCAGGCGCAUGUUGAUGAGAAGAUGCAGAGGGAAAAAACACUUGUAAAAUUCACCGAAGGCAGGCAAGAAGGAAGAGGCAAGGAAUCCAAUGAACUAAAACAAAGCUUAGUUCAAAGGAAAGACACAGGGAAAGAAGAAAUUAAACAAGAAAGAGUCUCACUAGCUGUAGAAGGAAAGCAGAGCCAGGUAAUCACUGGUCCUAAAGAAGAAAAAGUAAUACUUCAAAGAAAACAAGAGGUUAGCAGUAAAUCAGAUAAAAUGGUCAAGCAAAAAAUAAUUGAUAUACAUCAGGACUCACAGACUUUGACUUCUGAACAAAAGAAAAGUUUUACUUCAGAAACAAAAGUUCAGAAUAAAAAAUUGUCCCAGAAAAACAGUAGUAUACAAGAAAGGGACUGUGCCAAGGAGAGUGUGAGCCUUCCUAAGACAGCAGAGCCAACAAAAAAAUCCUUAUUGCCCAGUUCACUACGAGGAUUGCCACAGAGUAAUGAGAAAAGCUCAGUAGAUAUAUUACAGUUCUUGAGGAAACGUGAGGAGGUACAGGAGGUUUUGUCCAGAGUGAAGGAGUUGGAAAUGGAACCCAGUAAGAAUGGAAUCAAAUCCUUUCAGUCAUUCUUAAAUAUUAUUCCAGAGUGGCUUGUAGAACAAGAAAGGAAACAAAGCUUAACUUAUAUUGUUCAAGAGAAUAAUGUUCAAAAGAUGAAAGAAGAGCUAUCAGCUAUUAAACAUCAAGCUGCCAAAAUGCUUGAAUCAUGUGAAGUUGCAAUCCAAACAGCCAUGAUUUCCACAAAACCCCUGAAAACUAGCAAAGACUGUCUUAGUGUUAGCGGAGCAUCACAGAAAAUAGCUAAAGUAAGCAUUGGGUCUACAAGGAAAGAGUCACAAAGAACUAAAGAGGUUAUCAAAAACACAAUGGCACAUCAGGAAAUAAAACAGCAAGUCAGUGCACACAGAUUCUCAGAAAUUGGAACUUCUUCACCGUCGCUAAGGAUGCGAGCACCCUCACCUACUUACAUUACUAUUGAAUCUAGACGUAUUGAAUCUCCUCUCUGGGAAGUCAUGUCUCCUGUCCAAAGGGAAAGUACUCCAAUUCCACCAUCACCACCUCCCAGAUCUGCCACACCAACAUCUAAGAUUCAACAGUCAGCUGCCUCCCUCUCUCCUUCUCCACCAAGAAGUCGUUCUGAGCAACUUGCCAAACUUAAAGAUACCACUGUAAAACUCUCCCAAGGAGCAACACAAAAUAGAUCCAUAUGCCCAGUUCCUCUUAUGGAAAAACGGUCAGAGAUUGUUAAAUCUCCUGCAACACUCCGUCGACAAAUCAAGAUUGAGACACGGCAAUCUGAUGUUUCAUCUUCAAAUAUUUUACCUGUAAAUGAAUCACAAAUAACUGCUGGUACAGUGAAGAAAAUUAAAGAAACGCACGAAGAAUCCGAAACAAACAAGACAUCCAUCUACAAAAAGAAAGGAAACAUUCCAGAAGGCUUAGGGCCACAUGGACAAAAUGUAGAUUCUGUUUCCAUUACUGCAAAGUUUGAAGCUCCUAAGGCUCUUCCCAAAGAGCUUAUGCAUAGGUUUGAAGCAUCUGAGCAGCUGAUUCACGUAAGGAAGGAGCCAGAUGUACCCGAAAUCUUGAGCAAUAAGAGUGAGGAUAGAAUAGAUAUAUUGUUAGGAACAUUGGAUGAUAAGCCAUUAGCUGAGGUGAAAUCCAAGGAAAAGAUUGUUGAAAAUGGUAUAAUCAGUGGCAAAAUAAAGGAAGAAAGGGGCAGGCUUAGAAAGGAGAAAAUUGGCCAAACUUCUCAAGUGAGUGAGAUGCAAAAAGACAGUUUCCAAACAUUUCCAGGCAAGCGACAAAGAGAACCAAAGGAAAAUAAACCAAACAGGCAAAAGCAAUGUGUGGUUAAAGAGCACUCCUUUGAACCCAUGGUGUGCUUUGAUGCCAAGUCCCACAGGGAGUGCUCUUCUGGCAUGGACACAUUUGAGAGCACUGUGGUUGAAUCAAGAACUGCCACCUCUGCAUCACGAAGUGCAGAUGGGAUGCAGUCAGGUUUGGGCUUCAAACGUGCACCUCCAACAUACGAAGAUGUGAUCUCAGGGCACAUUUUGGAUAUUUCUGCGGCUGAUUCGCCUGAAGAACUGCUAAGGAAUUUCCAGAAGACGUGGCAAGAAAGUGAAAGGGUAUUUAAAAGCUUGGGCUACACUGUCUCAGAUGCAGCAGAAGCAGAAGUGAGAAGUAGCUUUCACGAGGAAGCAGAAUUUAUUAGUGAAACUGCAACUUCAGGGAAAGGAAACAUGCCUACUUUGUCAAAAGAGAGUUUAUCCAAUGGAGUGCCUGGUUGCCGACAAGCAGACCUUUCAUAAAUCAUGUUUUCGGUGUCACCAUUGUGGCAGUAAAUUAAGCUUGGGAAAUUACGCUUCUCUCCAUGGAAAAAUAUACUGUAAACCUCAUUUUAAGCAACUUUUUAAAUCCAAAGGAAAUUAUGAUGAAGGCUUUGGACACAAGCAGCAUAAAGAAUUGUGGAUUUCCAAAGAUCAAAA
Molecule: messenger RNA, 10805 nt
Organism: Hemicordylus capensis (graceful crag lizard)
Lineage: Eukaryota; Metazoa; Chordata; Lepidosauria; Squamata; Cordylidae
Gene: XIRP2
Product: xin actin binding repeat containing 2
Exons: 10
Coding region: 159-10628 (3489 amino acids)
Biological process (GO): actin cytoskeleton organization; actin filament organization
Cellular component (GO): focal adhesion; stress fiber
Molecular function (GO): actin filament binding
Source: RefSeq, a predicted model, not a curated record